Molecule: messenger RNA, 1908 nt
Organism: Lathyrus sativus (Indian pea)
Lineage: Eukaryota; Viridiplantae; Streptophyta; Magnoliopsida; Fabales; Fabaceae
Source: the annotation of a GenBank genome assembly
AUGGAUUUGAACGAGAAAGCUGUACCGUUUCCUCAUGAUGCUGAGCUUAGGAUUGGUAAUACUACUUUAAGCUUGAAUGGUAUUGGCUUUGGAGAAACCAAUAAUACUAAUUAUGGAUGUACUGAGAGCAGUCUUGGGAUGAAGUUUUCCGUUGCUGUUGAUGAUGGCUGCAAAUUGGUUCUGGGAUUGGGCCCAACCCCAAAGGCAUAUGGCGAUGACUACAAUGAUAUAGGGUUUAAUAAGAAGAAAAAACCGGCCAGCCUUUUUUCUCAGAGCAUGCCAUCCGAAUGUGAAUCAAUUCUUCAACUUGGUCUUUCUGGUGCAGCAAAUGAGAUAUCAAGUAUAAUGGAGUACUCAGGUUCAACAGAGAUCAAUGUGAAUAUCUCACGUUUUUCAAGCCAGACAUCAGGAGAAUAUAAUUAUGCAAUGAUACCUGUCGUUGAUGAGGGUUCUACCUCCGCAAAGAAAUCGGGUGGUUAUAUGCCAUCACUUCUUUUAGCUCCAAGAAUGGAUAAUGCUGAAAUUUCGGUGCAGACACAAGAACUAAUUCUUGGAACUAAAUCUCAUACAUUCCCCGAACUAUCCAGUGCUACAAAUCACUCCCUUGGCACCGCAUCUGGCCCCCAGGAAACCGGGAUAACUUCACAGAACCGAACAAGCAAUCCGAAGAGAUGCAGAUUUUUUGGCUGUUCAAAGGGAGCUCGAGGUGCUUCAGGGCUUUGUAUUGGACAUGGGGGUGGACAGAGAUGCCAGAAACCGGGAUGCAACAAGGGCGCUGAGAGCCGUACUGCUUACUGUAAGGCCCAUGGUGGAGGCAAGAGGUGCCAACACUUAGGGUGUACUAAAAGUGCCGAGGGGAAGACAGAUUAUUGCAUUGCACACGGUGGUGGUCGGCGAUGUGGGUAUCCAGGUGGGUGUGCAAAAGCUGCACGAGGUAAGUCAGGACUUUGUAUUAGACAUGGAGGAGGUAAGAGAUGUACAAUAGAAGGUUGCACCAGAAGUGCUGAAGGGCAAGCUGGGUUGUGUAUCUCUCAUGGGGGUGGACGUCGUUGUCAGUACCAUGAAUGUUCAAAGGGUGCGCAGGGGAGCACCAUGUUUUGCAAGGCACAUGGGGGUGGGAAACGUUGCUCAUUUGCAGGGUGCACUAAAGGAGCUGAAGGAAGCACCCCACUGUGCAAGGCACAUGGUGGAGGGAAGCGUUGCCUUUUCAAUGGUGGUGGUAUUUGUCCAAAAAGUGUACAUGGAGGAACAAACUUCUGUGUUGCUCAUGGUGGUGGAAAGAGGUGUGCUGUUUCUGGUUGCACCAAGAGUGCCCGCGGUCGUACUGACUGCUGUGUCAGGCAUGGUGGGGGUAAACGCUGCAAGUUUGAAAGCUGUGGGAAGAGUGCUCAAGGGAGCACAGAUUUCUGCAAGGCCCAUGGUGGAGGAAAGCGAUGUAACUGGGGAGAUGGAAAAUGUGAGAAAUUUGCAAGGGGAAAAAGUGGUCUCUGUGCUGCUCACUGCAGCCUGUUGCAAGAAAGUGAAACGAGCAAGGGAAGUCUGAUUGCACCCGGACUUUUCCGCGGUCUUGUACCUUCUGCUUCCACCAUCUGUAGCAGUUUUGAGAACAAUUCUUCCUCAGGCGUCAGUGUUGUGUCUGAUUCCUAUGAUUCUAUGGAAACACCUGCUAGAAGACAUCACCUCAUCCCCAAGGAGGUGUUAGUUCCACUCUCAAUGAAAUCACCAUCUUAUUCAAACUUCUUGGCAGCCAAUAAGCCAGCACAAGACAGAAACCUCCACAGCAUCACUGGCGACUGCAGCGGUGCUACAAAAGGCACCAGCUUUGAUUUGCCAGAAGGCAGGGUCCACGGUGGCGACCUCAUGUUGUUUUUCGGAGGAAAUCUCAAAAAUGCACUUGAUGGCAUCUGA